This is a messenger RNA of Boeremia exigua, 2590 nucleotides long. RefSeq lists its product as uncharacterized. The transcript has 4 exons. Gene Ontology annotation, cellular component: spliceosomal complex. The record is from RefSeq and is a predicted model, not a curated record. The coding region runs from base 51 to 2240 and encodes 729 amino acids. Gene Ontology annotation, biological process: mRNA processing. Lineage: Eukaryota; Fungi; Ascomycota; Dothideomycetes; Pleosporales; Didymellaceae. Gene Ontology annotation, molecular function: mRNA binding.
AGCGAUUCCACCUCGACUGCACUCGACCUCGGACGCUGUGUUUCGACGACAUGUACAACUAUCCAGGUGCCCCCGGGUUCAGCGGCCCUCCGCGCUAUGCGAACUCUCCUCCAGGCGCCGCGCCACCGGGCAUGGGACCGCCCGGCGCAGCUCCUGGCGUCGCGCCACCGGGCGUCGCAGGCCCUCCGUCGCUCGGCGGCCCGCGCCCGCUGCCGUCGAACUGGCAGCCGCCGGCCAACAUGCCCAACUUCAACUUCAACGCGCCCGUCAUCCGCCUCGGCACCCAGCCUGGCCGCGGGGCCGCCGACAGCCCCGCCGGCGCGCGCAAGGAGACCGCCGUGCCUGCGCGCCGCGGGCUGGGCAUGGACCGCGACGGCGACCGCAGAGACGGGCCGCAGCAGGUGAUCCCGCCGACGCGCGAGGAGAUCAUGCGCACCAUCUUCGUCGGCAAUAUCCCCGACGGCGUGGGCGGCGACGACGGCAUGGAGCGCAUCCUCGAGUCGGCGGGCAAGCUGGUGCGCUGGACGCGCGUGACCGACGCCAACAACAAACCCCAGACGUUUGGCUUUGCCGAGUUCGCCGACGCGCAGAGCCUCGAGACGGCCGCCGAGAUCUUCAAGGAGGUCAAGGUGCCCACGAAGCGACAGAAGCCGGGGGAGAAGGCCGAGGGCGAGGUCGAGACAAGCCAGCUGCAGGUCAUGGUGGACGACGCCUCGAUCAAGUACGCUGAGGAGUGGAGCAAGAUGCGCGACGAGGACGAGGCGACGGUGCAGUUCCGCCUCGACAGCGCCAAGGAGACGCUGUCGGGCGUGCUCGCCAGCCUGUUCAACCCGCCCAACAUGCCGCAGAUGGACUACGGCGGCGACAUGAUGAUGGCGGACAUGCCCGCGCAGGACGGCGACGUGGAGGUGGCCUUUGUCAAUCUGACCAACGCGGAAGACGAGCUCGCCGACAUCCCUGCUGAGAUGCGCGAGAUCGUGGCGGCUGAGAUUGCCGCGUUCCGCGACCGCUCGAACCAGCGCGACCGCGAGCGACUGCGGCGCGAGGAGGAGCUGGAGGAGGCCGAGCGUCGCCGCAGCGGCCGCCGCUCGCCGCCCGUCUCUGCGCCCACCGGCCCCGGCGGCGCCAACGGUGUCCCCGUAGGACCCAAGGCAGACCGCGGCGUCCAGGGCGCUCCGAGCGGACCACGAGGCGCCCAGUUCCCCAAAGACUACCAGGGCGGUGUCAACUUCACGAACGGCGGAUCACUUGCGAACGGCGCCUACUUCAGCCGCGAAGACGACGACGACUCGGCUAGCGACUCUGAGAUCGAGAACCGGCGCAAGAAGAAGCGGGACGACGAGAACGAGAACGAGUACCAACGACAGCUGUCCAAGUGGCUCAAGCACGAGAGCCGAAGCGUGUCCUCACUAGAACGCACGAGCGACCGCCUCAAGAACCAAGAAUCCGAGCAGCAAGCCGCCCGCGACGCCCAGGCCAAGCAACUCGCCGACUUCGACGACGACCAGGAAGCCUCCAACCGGCGCCACCUCUACUACCGCGACCGCGGCGAGUACAUGCGCGAGCGCGAAAAAGUCCGCGAGCGCGAACACCGCGACGACGCCCACGACCGCGCCCAGGAACAGCGCGAGCGCGCCUCGCACGAGAAAUCCCUCGCCGCGGCCCGCGGCCCCGCGCCCUCCAAACCCGCCUCCCCGCGCCCCCGCUCCCGCUCCCCAGCACACUUCAAAAUCUCCCUCGGCGCCGCCGCCAAGAAACUCGAAACCGCCGCCGCCCCGCGCCGCACCGCCGCCGACGUCGAACACCUCCUCGAAGACGGCGACCCGGCCGCCGACGCCGGCGCGCGCAAGCGCACUCUCGUCCCUAUCAACUUCGACGCCGCGGUGCGCGCGAACCUCACGACGGAGGAGAUCGAGGACGCCCAGCGCCAGCUCGCGCGCGAUAUCCCCACCGACCGCGAGGGCCUGUGGAAGUGGCCCGUCUCGUGGGCGCAUUUGCCCGAGCGCAAUAUCGAAAAGGAUAUCAAGGACUGGGCGGCGAAUAAGGUGCUCGAGCUCAUGGGCUUGCAGGAGGAUAUGCUGGUCGAGGCGAUUGUGGGGCAUUUGAAGAGUCGGGGCGGGCCGCAGGCAUUGGUGGAGAAUCUGGAGUUGGCACUCGACGACGAAGCAGAGGCCCUCGUGCGCAAACUCUGGCGCAUGGUCAUUUACUACAGCGAGACGGAGAAGCGCGGUAUCAAGUAGCGUGGCCCCACGCACGUGGGGGUUCCUGGCGCUGGCGGACGGAGCGGACAGACGGAGCGGACAGGCAGACGUAGCGGACGGAUGGAGGCAGAAGGGAUCAGCGGGUCUGCGGAGGCUCGGCGUAUGCUAACGGAGGCUCUAAGGACGCUCUAAGGACGCUCUAAGGAGGCUCGAAGGAGGCUCCAAGGAGACUCCAAGCUCGUGUGUACAUAGCAAUACAGUCCACUGGCGCGCGACGGCGCUGCUGCUGUGUUCGAAUGCUUCUGAGGCUCUUGUGAUGGAUAUGUAUCUGUGCCCGGGGCCUGUGUUUGUGCCCCGGAACGGCGUUCGAAACGUGACCCAUGCGGCGC